Molecule: messenger RNA, 1035 nt
Organism: Solea solea (common sole)
Lineage: Eukaryota; Metazoa; Chordata; Actinopteri; Pleuronectiformes; Soleidae
Gene: ppp1r35
Product: protein phosphatase 1, regulatory subunit 35
Exons: 6
Coding region: 116-928 (270 amino acids)
Biological process (GO): negative regulation of phosphatase activity
Molecular function (GO): phosphatase binding
Source: RefSeq, a predicted model, not a curated record
CAAAGCCUCAGAAGAAGAAGAAGGUUUGAAUAAGAAGCUCUGUCGUUCUUUCGAACACAGACACAGACUCGUGCUGUUAAUCACCGCGUUUAACUGGACUGUAGCGGGUUAAUGAAUGCACUCAACCAGGAUGAGAAGCUCGUCCUCGCUACUCUCCUCCCCUCACUCUCCUCUCCCAGCCCCUCGACCUCUGAUGUUGACGUCUUCAGUGAGCGGCUGUCCCGAACUUGACCUCUCUGUCGUAGCCUCCCCGGCUCCUAAAAGUGAGCGAGCAAAGCUGCACCAUCGCUCUCAUGCACAGACCGCAAGGAAGAAGGAUGCACAGGUGAUGACAUCGAGGUCUCUCCAUAUUCACAUGUGUUGUACCACAGAGCAGCCAGCAGAGGGCACAGUAACACUGGAGCCUCACUUCACAUCACAUCAGCAGCCAGUCAGAGUCCUCAGACAGCUGCUGGAGUGUCCUGCUGAUCCGGGCUGUACGGAGAGCGCGGGGUUAAACAGCACACUGGCUCUGAAGGCGGAGCUUCAGUCACUGCAGGGGGCAGAAUUUAACUCUCAGAGGGCCAUUCAGGAAACUCUGCGUCGAUCAGAGAGGACCAAGAACCUGAUUAAUACAAGAGCUACUGAAGUUGUGAACGUCAGUCGCUCCCAGCAUCUCUUCACUUCUCUGGUGAGCGUCAGCGUGCAGAAGGAUCGGCUCCUCAGCCAGAGUCUUCAUGACAGAGCGCUCACACAUCCACACAGCCAGGACCUCAGAGCAGCACAUGGCCCCUCCCUGGACAUCUUCAUGUCCUCUAACAUGGUCAGACAGAAGCCCCUCCCCCCAAAUGAAGAGCCCGUGCAUGACAAGCCCAAGCCGUCAUCGCGACCCGCCCACUCAACCUUUGACCUCUUCAGAAGGCAGAGACGGUGGGAGGGCACGUCCUGAUACUCCUGCUGUCCAUUUUUGUGUGUUCAGUGUGAACAGAGACUUUUACAAAUGAUCAAGUUCCUCAUGAAUAUGAGCUGUGAAUAAAAAGCUCAGUUUAAAACAAA